CUAUUCUUUUGUUUAAUCGUUGCGCAAUGCAGCUGUUUGGCUCCUCUGCUGCGGAAUUGAGGGAUGAAGUUUGCAAGGAUAGCGAACCUGGGACAUUUCCAGAGCCUCUUAUUAAAAGUGUGGGGAAAGUGAUUAUUGUGAAGCUAAACUUGAAAGACAACAAUCUUAACCGUCCUAAUAGUAGUAUCAGUGUGUCUCAGCUCUCUGAUGACCCGAAAAUAGUUGAACAAUUUACUUAUUUUUAUCAACCAGGUGGUGGUCCAGUUAUUAGUCAGAGUUCUCCUGCUGAAUCUUCUGGAUCAAAAUCUUCUUCUAAAGUUCAUGAAGCGCAAACAUAUGAGGACAAUGAUUUGACAAUCUCUCAGUUCAUUACCCCCAAUUAUUCUCAAGCAAAACGUAGGAAAGAAUUGAAAAGCCCCUCACUGGAGGUGGAAAACCUAGGCCUAUCAGGGAUGUUAACCCCUGAUUUCAGUGCUACUAAGCCCACAAAGACAAUAAAGAAAGAGCCUAAAUGAAAAACACAACAAUAGCUCCUCCCAAAUAGAUUAUUGUCUUUUCUA
Molecule: messenger RNA, 560 nt
Organism: Neltuma alba
Lineage: Eukaryota; Viridiplantae; Streptophyta; Magnoliopsida; Fabales; Fabaceae
Exons: 3
Coding region: 27-515 (162 amino acids)
Source: RefSeq, a predicted model, not a curated record